AUGAGAAAACUACGGAGAAAUGGAAACCAGAUCAAUAUCCGGUGGAUCUCCACGAGCGAAGACAAUAAACUGCGGGGUCUGGCUAAAGAACAGGCCAGAGCCGCGACACAAGAAGAUGCUCUCCCGCAAGAACGCGUCCCGAGAAUGAAGUCAACAACACUGAAUAUCGCACGGUCCCAAGCAGUUCCCAGCAAUGACCUGCCAGUGGACAUAGGGAGACACGCAAAACGAGUUGAUGCAGCACUCCCAGGCAAACACACCCGGCAGCUGUAUGACCGAUUAUCGUGGAAAGAAGCGAGCGUGCUGGCUCAACUCCGAACCGGCAUGGCAAGACUCAAUGGAUAUCUUUAUCGAAUCAAAGUAGCAGACACGGACCAGUGUGCGUGUGGACAAGCGAGAGAGAACGUGGAGCACUUCCUCUUUCGAUGUCAAAAGUGGACGGCGCACCGGACGGAACUACUACAAUGUACCAACACUCACCGAGGAAAUAUAUCCUUCUUCCUAGGUGGAAAGUCGCCUUCCGAUGAUCAGAAGUGGACGCCGAACUUAGAGGCGGUACGGGCCUCAAUACGAUUCGCCAUCGCCACGGGCCGACUCGAGGCCACCUAA
Molecule: messenger RNA, 609 nt
Organism: Penicillium argentinense
Lineage: Eukaryota; Fungi; Ascomycota; Eurotiomycetes; Eurotiales; Aspergillaceae
Exons: 1
Coding region: 1-609 (202 amino acids)
Source: RefSeq, a predicted model, not a curated record